CUUCCUGAUGCGGACCCAUGAAGAGUGGGGUGGGGAGGAGAACUCCAGCUGCUUCCUUCCUAGCUUGUUUUCGGUGCAUUUCCUCUGAAAUUGUCUUGGGGAUGAAAAGGAGAAGUCCUUGCUGAUGGACAGAAUGGCCAAUCUUCCCAUGGAUUCUGUUCCCUCUCCAGUAUCUAGUGAUGCCCUCUCCUCUCCAGAUGAUGACAACUGGAAGCUUGAAAGUAUGACUUUCCCAGAACAAUUUGCCUGGGGCUCAGCAACAGCAGCAUAUCAGAUUGAAGGAGGCUGGGAUGCAGAUGGAAAAGGCCCCAGUGUCUGGGACACGUUCACCCAUCAGGGAGGAGAUCGGGUUUUCAAGAACCAGACUGGAGUUUAUUAUUACGACAAAGUGAUAGAUGGGCUGCUCUCCAUCGCUGUGACCCCUGUGGUGACGCUGUAUCACUUUGACUUACCUCAACAUUUAGAAGAUCAAGGUGGCUGGAGAUCAGAUGCCACAGUGGAAGCUUUUAAUACUUAUGCCCAGUUUUGUUUCAAAACUUUUGGGGACAGAGUGAAGCUAUGGAUCACCAUUAACGAACCAUACGUUGUUGCUGUGUAUGGCUAUGAAAAGGGUGUAAUAGCACCAGGUAUUGCUAUGCCUGGGGUUGGUGCAUAUCUGGCAGCCCAUAAUAUGAUCAAGGCUCAUGCUGCAGCUUGGCAUAGUUACAGUAGACUCUUUCGGGAAAAACAAGGUGGACUUGUGUCUAUAGCACUCAACUCAGACUGGGCAGAACCCUUCAAUCCAAAUUCUCUUGCUGACCAGGAAGCUGCUAAGAGGCAUAUUGCAUUUUGCUUGGACUGGUUUGCUACCCCAAUCUUUCUCAGUGGUGACUAUCCAGCUGUGAUGAAAUCUAAGAUUUCUGCUGCAUGUAAGAGGCAAGGUUCUCUGUCCUCACGGCUUCCUGAGUUUACUGAUCAGGAGAAGAUGAUGAUCAAAGGCACGGCUGAUUUCUUUUCUCUAAAUUAUUACACUACUCGCAAAAUUAAGCACCAAGAUCAUGAGAUCAGUCAGCCAAGUAUGUCUGCAGACAAAGAAGCUGAACAAGUAAUAGAUCCAUCCUGGCCUGUUGCAACCGGCAGUUCUUGGCUGGCUGUUGUUCCAUGGGGUUUACGUCGGCUGUUGAAAUACAUCAAGGAUACAUACAGUCACCCCAUCAUUUACAUCACCGAGAAUGGGUUCUCCCAAUGUGACCCUGCUCCGAUUGAUGAUGCUCAGCGAUGGGAGUAUUUUAGGCUGACUUUACAGGAGAUUUUAAAAGCAAUUUACACUGAUGGUGUCCAAGUGAAAGGCUACUUCGUAUGGUCCCUUCUAGACAACUUUGAAUGGAUUUGUGGAUACAGCUCUCGAUUCGGACUCUUCCACGUAGAUUUUGAAAAUUCAGCACUCCCUCGAGUUCCUUAUAAAUCAGCUUUUGAAUAUGCAAAAAUCAUUGCCAACAAAGGACUGAUGAAACCACCCAGAUAACAAGUGUAUACCAACACACCAAUCAACUGCAUGUGAUGAUUUUUUUAAACGUAAUUUUGGUUUUCAAUAAAUGUUUGUGAAAAAUGCAGUCAACAAAAGGCAGUGUCAGAACAAUAACUGCACAAGGGAUGUAAAACCUAUAAACUGUAAGAUGUAGCUUUUAAGAAAUAAACUCGAAAUGCUGGGCUGCUUUAUGUCAUGUAGUUGCACAAUGUUUAUUACCGGACUGGGCAGAAAUUCAUUAGAUAAACAUAGGUAAUUAACCCACAUUGAUUGAAUAGGUAGAGCAUCAA
Molecule: messenger RNA, 1797 nt
Organism: Candoia aspera
Lineage: Eukaryota; Metazoa; Chordata; Lepidosauria; Squamata; Candoiidae
Product: cytosolic beta-glucosidase-like
Exons: 6
Coding region: 125-1504 (459 amino acids)
Biological process (GO): carbohydrate metabolic process; glycosylceramide catabolic process
Cellular component (GO): cytosol
Molecular function (GO): beta-glucosidase activity; beta-galactosidase activity; glycosylceramidase activity
Source: RefSeq, a predicted model, not a curated record